ACAAUAAAAUAAAUUUUUUGCGAACAUUUCACAUUCUCUGACACUCCCCUCAAUUCGCAUAUCUUCAAAGCUCCUCCACUCGAAAAUGUCUUCCUUCCCUGACUCGUUCGACGAACUCGGUCCCGACUCACAUUCCGUCGCGCAAACUCACCCCUUCGACGAUGACGACAAUGGCUACGUUGCAGAAGGAGGCUACUCCAAUUUCGCCGAUUCCGACUCAGUCAGGGAAUCGCAGCUCGAAGACUCGGAUUUCUUUAACAACAAUGGCGGUUUUGGAUCUAACGGUAUUCCACUGGAUAAUGACGUUUUCGUCGAAUCGGACGGUGCAAUUUUGCCGCCUCCUGAUGAAAUGCAGGAGGAAGGUUUUGCUCUUCGCGAAUGGCGGAGGCAAAAUGCUGUUCGACUGGAAGAGAAGGAGAAGAAAGAGAAAGAAAUACUGAGCCAGAUCAUUGAGGAAGCAAAUGACUACAAAGUUGCCUUUCAUGAGAAGAGAAAGGUUACAUGUGAGAACAAUAUAAGCAACAACAGAGAGAAGGAGAAGUUCUUUAUGGCCAACCAUGAGAAGUUUCACAAGGAGGCUGACAAGAAUUACUGGAAGACAAUUGCAGAGCUCAUUCCUAAUGAAGUCCCUACUAUAGAGAAGAAAAGAGGGAAAAAGGAGCAGGAGAAGAAGCCUUCUAUUGCUGUGAUUCAAGGACCAAAGCCCGGGAAGCCUACUGACCUUGCAAGGAUGAGGCAAAUACUUGUGAAGCUGAAACACAAUACUCCUAUCCACCUUAAACUGGCCUCACCACCUGCAGAUGCCAAAACCGAUGGUACCACUCCUGAGGCCUCCCAGACCGCAGCUGUUGCUGUUACGCCACAGGCUGUAGCUGCUGCAUGAUUGGUGAUUUACAUUUGAAGGUCUCUGUAUGUUAUAGAAGUAUAUGAGGGUAGAUGGUUGAGCCUUCACUGUGUUGCUUCAAUGUAGAGUCAGUGACUUGCUACAUUGACGGUGCAUGAUUUUCUAGUUCAUUAUGGCCUGGCUCAUUACAUACCUGUGGGACGAGUGUAAUGUAUGAAGUAAAAUGUGAAGCCACCAGAUUUUAUUGGCAUUAAUGUACGUAGCAUUUUGACA
This is a messenger RNA of Beta vulgaris subsp. vulgaris (sugar beet), 1117 nucleotides long. Its product is annotated as clathrin light chain 2. Bases 86 to 883 code for a protein of 265 amino acids. The transcript has 3 exons. Lineage: Eukaryota; Viridiplantae; Streptophyta; Magnoliopsida; Caryophyllales; Amaranthaceae. Gene Ontology annotation, cellular component: plasma membrane; clathrin coat of trans-Golgi network vesicle; clathrin coat of coated pit. Gene Ontology annotation, molecular function: structural molecule activity; clathrin heavy chain binding. Gene Ontology annotation, biological process: clathrin-dependent endocytosis; intracellular protein transport; clathrin coat assembly. The record is from RefSeq and is a predicted model, not a curated record.